Messenger RNA from Vitis vinifera (wine grape), 5454 nucleotides. Its product is annotated as nuclear pore complex protein NUP160. Gene Ontology annotation, molecular function: structural constituent of nuclear pore; protein binding. Lineage: Eukaryota; Viridiplantae; Streptophyta; Magnoliopsida; Vitales; Vitaceae. The transcript has 27 exons. Bases 196 to 4710 code for a protein of 1504 amino acids. Gene Ontology annotation, cellular component: nuclear pore. The record is from RefSeq and is a predicted model, not a curated record.
CAUUAUAACACCCUAGGCCUUUCCCUCUUUCUUCUCCCUCUCGUCAUCCUAUACUGGCGUUUCUUUUCCCUCCUCUCGCUGACGAGGACAGGAUUGACGUGCAGGGCGGCAAAGCCUGGGGAGUCCGACGAGGAAGAGAAAAAGGAGAUUUAAAAGCCUAAUAUGGUUCGUAUUCUAGGUUAGAUCUAUCAGACGAUGGAAAGGAGUCGGUCUUUGGUAGGGAUGGAGGUCCCUAUCACCGGCAGCGACUCGGUUAAGUGGAUAGAGGUUACUGUUCCUUCUGCAACUCCUGCUACUUCCUCUUCUUCUUCUUCAUCGUCGCCCUUUGCCCCUUUGACUGAGGAUGCUGCCGCCUGCGCCAUCAUUGGGGAUCCUCCUACCUAUCUAAUUUGGAGAAUUCACAAAAGUCAACCAUGCGCUCUUGAUUUAGUGGAACUCUGCGCUCAUAAAGAAUUUCCAAGGACUGGAAUUCGAAUUCUAUUCCCUGAUGCACUCUGUCCAUUUGCCUUUAUAUGCAAGGAUGAGAUUAGAUGCACUUCUGGCAACCUGUACCUGCUUUAUGCAUUGACUGUUUCAGGAGUAGCAUAUCUAUUCAAACUCAGAAAUAUUUACACUUAUGAAUCCUGCUCUAUUUUCCCAUCAAAUGAUCUUAUAGAGUUUAAUCUGCAAACUCAUCCACAUUAUGGAGAAAUAACAGCUGUAGCAGCAACAUCAGGGUCUCUUGUAAUCGGGAGAAGUGAUGGAUCUGUUAGUCUUUUCCAACUUGGAAUGUUUGAUCAAAGUGCUCCAGAUUUUGUACAUGAGCUGCGGGAUGAUGCAGGAAUUGGUCGUUUGUGGGGUUUCAUCUCAAGGGGUAGGAUGGUGUCGCCUGUUCAGGAUUUAGUAAUAUCAGAGGUGGCUGGUAGAAAACUUGUUUUUGUGCUUCAUUUUGAUGGGAUGUUACGAGUAUGGGAUCUUUUAAGCCAUAGCAAGAUUUUCAGUUGUACCAUGAGCUCUACACCAUUGCCAGGAGCUACAUUUUUAAGGUUAUGGGUGGGUGAAGCUAACUAUGAUACAAGUGUAAUUCCUUUGGUGAUCUUAUGUAGACAUGCUUUGGAAGUCGACAUGGAGAUGAUCUCCAUAUAUCACCUCCGUUUUAGUGUGGGAGACAGGAUCAUUUUCUUUUUGGAGCCCUCAAUGCAAAAUAUCCCUUCUGAGGAGGGGAAAUUCAUUGAUGUGAAACUUACUUCAAAUAAGAUAUGGAUGCUAAAACAAGACGGGUUGAUAUCACACAACCUGUUUCAUACAAAAACUAAUCUGGAAGAAGGACACUGUUAUGCUUUGCAGGAAACUUUUGUUGCUGACCAGCUAUUUCAAAGUUCUGAACAUUGUUUGGAUGAUCUUCUUUGGAUCACCCAUUCACUAUUUUCCACUAUGAAGGAGCAAAUUGUUUCAUUUGUGUCUUCUAUUUUCUUACGGAGGCUGCUUCAUCCUGGGGUUUAUCAUAACAGUGUUCUACGUACAACUUUACAAGAUUAUAACAAACACUGGACUAAUUCUGAGUUCCAGUCCUUGACUGUUGAUGGACUGAAAAAGGAGAUCCUUUCGCUGAUUGAACAUGAGGGUGUCCCUGAAAGUCCAAGUACAUUAAUUUAUUGCUGGAAAAAUUUUUGUAUGCGCUAUUUCCAUUACUGGUGCAAGAACAGUGCACCAUAUGGUUUGCUUGUUGACUCCUCAACUGGUGCUGUUGGUCUAAUCAGAAAAGAUUCAUUAUCCUUGUUCCGCUGUUUGGAGGAUAUUGAGCUGCUUAUCUAUGGUUCUUUUGAUGAACUUGGUGAUUUUGUGGACUCUGGGUUUGAUCUGUAUGGUGAUGAUCUAGAACGCGAAAUUCUUUUUGAAGUGCUCCGAUGCAUUAGUAGUAUCAGCCAACAACUGGGCAAAACUGCUUCAGCACUGUUUUAUGAAUCUCUUAUUAGUGCACCAGUCAUUUCAUCUGAAGAAAUUGUUCCUCGAUUACUAAAGAUCUUAGAGACUGGAUGUAGUUCCUCGGUAGCAGCACUCCCUAUAUCAGAUCUUGGAGCAGAUGGUGCUUGGGAGAAGGAACUGGCUAAUCACAAAAUGUUGAGGAAAUUUUCUGUUGACAUGCUUUUGUCUCUUCAUGCUUUGUGCAACAAAGCUAGCUCAUGGAGCAGGGUUUUGGAUGUCAUAGAAAGCUAUUUAAAAUUUCUUGUACCUCAAAAAAUGACACAGGGAGUGGAUUCUGAAGUAUUAUUUAAUAUCAAUACUUCCAUUUUGGUCCAAGCUACUUCUCAAGUUGCAAAAGUGAUGUUUGAAUCUGCUUUGGACAUUCUUCUCUUACUAAGCUAUCUGGUGAACAUAAGUGGGCAGAUCCAUAUGUUGCAUGAUGAUAUAUCCAGAAUACAGCUUGAGUUGGUUCCAAUGAUUCAAGAAAUUGUUACUGAGUGGCUUAUCAUUCAUUUCUUUAGCACCACACCUUCUGAGUCACCUGCUCUUGAAGAUUUCAGUUCUCAACUUUCAUCAUUACAAAUUGAUAGCAACAUUGAUAGAAAAUCAUGGAACGAGAGGCUUGGAAAGUGUGACUUCACAUUGGCUUUUAUGCUAUUACUAAAUAUUCGAAGUUCCUCUGGAGAUCUAAGCCACCUCUCUUUAAGAUCCCUUCCUAGUCCCCGCAGCUUUAUUUCUUCAGUACGGGACUUUACUAGCUGGAUGAUUUGGGGCAGUACUGGAGAAGAAUCAUCUGCUUUCUUUAGCCAUUCAACUGAGCUUGCAUCAAUCCUACUUAAGCAUGGCCAAUAUGAUGCAGUUGAGUACCUACUUACUAUCGUGGAUGCCCAUUCACACAAGGAAAAGUUAUCUGGAAGUAUCCAAAGUAGUGAUGGUGGAUGGUGCACACUCCAUCAUCUUCUAGGAUGUUGUCUUCUUGCUCAGGCACAAGGUGGCUUAAAUGGAAUACAGAAAGAAAAGAAGAUUUGUGAAGCUGUUCGCUGCUUCUUCAGAGCUUCAUCUGGAGAGGGAGCUUCACAGGCCUUGCAGAGUUUGUCUUCUGAAGCAGGAUUGCCACACCUUGGUUUCAAUGGUCAUGUAUCAUCUGCAGCAUGGAAGCUUCACUAUUAUCAAUGGGCAAUGCAGAUAUUUGAGCAAUAUAAUAUCAGUGAAGGUGCUUGCCAGUUUGCUCUUGCUGCACUUGAACAAGUUGAUGAAGCGCUUGGUCCACAAAAUGACAGCUGUGGAGAAGACCCUCUUAAUGAAUUGGCCACUUCUUUUAAAGGCCGACUAUGGGCAAACGUCUUCAAAUUUACUUUAGAUCUCAAUCACUUCUAUGAUGCUUAUUGUGCCAUAAUAUCAAAUCCAGAUGAAGAAAGCAAAUACAUCUGCUUAAGGCGUUUCAUAAUUGUUCUUUAUGAACAUGGUGCCAUAAAGAUUCUUUGUGAUGGUCAACUACCCUUCAUUGGUUUAACAGAAAAGGUUGAGAGAGAGCUAGCCUGGAAGGCAGAGCGAUCAGAUAUUGCAGCAAAACCAAACCCGUAUAAGUUGCUUUAUGCUUUUGAAAUGCAUAGACAUAACUGGCGAAGAGCAGCAAGUUACAUUUAUCUUUAUUCAGCUCGUCUGAGAACUGAAUCAGUGCUGAGGGAUUGCCCAAACCUAUCUCUAACACUGCAAGAGAGGCUGAAUGGGCUAUCUGCUGCUAUCAAUGCUUUAUAUCUUGUUCAUCCUGCAUGUGCUUGGAUCAAUCCUCUCCUUGGAGGAAAUCCUCUUCACAAUGAGCAUUAUCCGAGCAAAAAGGCUAAAAAGAUGGUGGAAGAACAGUCUUCCAGCAAUGAUGCUCAGCUUCAAAAACUCUAUUCUUAUGUUGAUGUUGAGAAACUUGAAAAUGAGUUUGUGCUAACUACAGCAGAAUAUUUGCUCUCAUUAGCAAAUGUCAAAUGGACAUAUACUGGAAUGCAAAAACUCCCAUCAGAUUUAGUUGAUCUGUUAGUGGAGACAAACUUAUAUGAUAUGGCAUUUACCAUUGUUCUCAAAUUCUGGAAGGGUUCAGGAUUAAAAAGGGAGCUGGAAAGAAUUUUCAUUGCCAUGUCAUUGAAAUGCUGUCCAAAUAGAGUAGGUUCCUCAUUGACCAGGACACAUGGCCUUCUGUUGACAUCAUCAAAGGAUGAUACAGCCAUUCAUGGUUCUAUUGAUCCGGAUCCUUCAACCCAGCAAUCUAACGGGAGUAAUCGAUGGGAAACACUUGAGCUAUAUCUUGAAAAAUAUAAAGGAUUUAAUGCCAGAUUACCAGUAAUAGUUGCUGAAACUCUUCUUCGCACAGAUCCACAGAUUGAAUUGCCUCUUUGGUUGGUUCAUAUGUUCAAGGGUAAUCAGAAGGAAAGUUAUUGGGGAAUGACUGGCCAAGAAUCAAAUACUGCAACCUUAUUUCAACUCUAUGUUGAUCAUGGUCGAUAUACAGAAGCUACCACUCUGCUACUUGAGUACAUAGAGUCAUUUGCAUCAAUGAGACCAGCUGAUAUAAUUCACCGGAAGAGGCCAUCUGCAGUUUGGUUUCCUUACACAACAAUUGAGCGUCUAUGGUGCCAGCUUGAGGAAAUGAUCAGUUCGGGUAACAUGGUUGAUCAAUGUGAUAAGCUGAAAAAACUACUACAUGAAGCUUUGCUGAGACAUCUUAACCUUCUAAAGGUGGACUCAGAUGAUGCACUAUCUUCUUCUGUCCGGUAAGAAAAUUUAGCAAAUUUGGCUAAUCUGCGAAACACCAUCUCAGUAUUUAGGGUUUGCACAGCAAAGAGAGGAUCAGGAAUACCAAAAAGUCUUCUAGGAAAGAACCUUGUUCACUAGCUGCUUUUCCUAGCAUUAUGCUGCGUCUUAAAGGCCCGGUGUGACAAAAGUGUUACAUGUAAGUGAUUUUACAAGCUGUAAUUAGUCAUGAAAUUUAAUAUGAUGAUUCUGGAAGUCAAAUAUAUUUCCAUUAUAAGGAAUUUUGUGAAAUCAUUUAAGUGAGCUUUACCCCCAUGUAAUUAUCUUCCUCGAAACAGUUGGCAGCUGCUGAUUUUCCUGUGAGUGGAGAAUUUGGAAUUGGAGAAUCUGCCCAUUUGUUGCAAACAUGAUGUCUUCUUCUUCUCCUAUUUCGGAUGCACUUUGAGAAUGAAAAAUUUGAAUCCUGGCGUUCCUUGUGUUUUUUUUUAUUCAGUGAUGUAGUAAUAGAAAACUUGGAUGAUUUGCAAAUGAGGAAAAAGGGAAACAUGUAAUCCAUUGUUGGCACGACUUGGGGUUUAUAUCCAGAUGUGGGCGACAUAAGGAAAACACUGAUUGAUUACCGAAGCUCAUUAGCUGGUUUAGGCAUAAAUGUUAGAUAGCUACUUAACCAAAAAUUGAUUGUAACAGUGCUAAAAUGAUAGAUAGAGAAGCAUUACUGUAAUUAUGAAGUAAUUUGAUGUGAUAUAUAAGUCUAUAGAUUCAUGGCUA